Talaromyces stipitatus ATCC 10500 is the source of this 210-nucleotide messenger RNA. RefSeq lists its product as uncharacterized. NCBI's taxonomy places the organism in Eukaryota, Fungi, Ascomycota, Eurotiomycetes, Eurotiales, Trichocomaceae. The coding region runs from base 1 to 210 and encodes 69 amino acids. The transcript has 2 exons. The record is from RefSeq and is a predicted model, not a curated record.
AUGUCUCGUCAAAUGACGAAGGAAGAUGCUGCACGCAUCCAAUCCGCCACAGCACGUGGAGGUGGCGACAUGAGCUCAGGAGGCUUCCCAGCUCGCGCUCAGUCGGCAGCGGCUCGCAACGAGAACGCCCGCACUUCUUCCACCACCGCGAACACCAAUAGUGCGGGUUCAAACGACAACAACAACAACACCGGUGGAAAGCGUAACUAA